Messenger RNA from Eucalyptus grandis, 3519 nucleotides. Its product is annotated as probable inactive ATP-dependent zinc metalloprotease FTSHI 4, chloroplastic. The record is from RefSeq and is a predicted model, not a curated record. The transcript has 4 exons. Lineage: Eukaryota; Viridiplantae; Streptophyta; Magnoliopsida; Myrtales; Myrtaceae. Bases 174 to 746 code for a protein of 190 amino acids.
AUAUUCGGAUUGAAAGGACGUCGUUUAACCGCGUCGCCACCUGAAAACCAAUCUAAAACCCGCAGAAAACUCCGCCAGCACCGUCGUCGUUUCUCUCUCGCGAGAAGAGCUCAGCAGGAUUCCUAGAGAGAGAGCUGCUGCUGCUGCUGCAUUUUCAUGGUGGAGGGAGAGAGAUGAGCUCUCGCGGCUUCGCACCUCUCGAUUUCGCCCUCUUCCCCAAGCCGUCCUCCCUCUCCAGAGGAGCCUCCUCCGCUCGGUUAUCCUUCUCUGCGUCUUGCCUCCGUCGCUCCAACCGCGUCGGUGGAGCCGCCGCCGCUUCCCGGCCAAUCCUCUUCCCCGGACGCCGAGGCGGCUUCGGUCGCGGCAUACGCAGUGCUUCCAAUGCGGGUUCCGGUCCCGAGUCGGUCGCCACGUCGGCAGGCUCCGUUGAGGAAGACCCCGAGGCGGCCCAGCUCUUCGAGAAACUGAAAGAUGCCGAGAGACAACGGAUAAGUAAGCUGGAAGAGCUUGAACGGAAGGCAAAUGUCCAAUUAGAGAGGCAGCUGGUCAUGGCUUCGAGUUGGAGCAGGGCCUUGCUGACUAUGCGGGGAAAGUUGAAAGGAACAGAGUGGGAUCCUGAGAAUUCGCAUAGGAUUGAUUACAGUGAUUUUCUGGGUCUUCUUAACACCAAUAAUGUCCAGUUUGUUGGGUAUUCGAAUUAUGGCCAGACAAUGUCAGUUUUAUGCAGUAAUCUUACCUUGCUAUAAAGAUGGACAUAGACAAGAAACCCAAGGGAAUUCACGGAAAGAAAUAGUUUUCUGGCGCCAUGUGGUUGACCGUAUGCCGAGAUUGCUGGAAUGAUGUCUGGCAAAAGUUGCAUCAACAAAUAGUGAAUGUUGAUGUAAUUAACGCAGACACAGUCCGUGCUGAAGUUUACUCUACUGUAGCAACUGCAGUGAUGUGGUAUGUGGCUUGCCUUGUCAAUUGGCUUGUACUUUUGCAGUGAGCUCUUCUUUGUUCACUGCAAAAAAUAUACUGAUCCAGCUACAGAGAAGGCUAUGAAAGAGCACUUAGAAGCUUGUUCCUGCAAUUUGCUAUACUGAUGUGCUUACAUGCUGUAUGUGAAAUCUUUGUAGAAUUACUGUCAACUAGGCUAAAAGUUUAAACUGUUAGAUUGAGACUUGAUUUAACCUUUAAAUGCUCCAACACUUCCCUUCAUGUGGAGGCUGAAAUUUGACCUAAGACCGAAGCAUGAAAAUUUGUACGUGGGGAGGCAUAUGUUGGACUUAAAGAGAUUUGUACUAGGAAUUUGCAAGGCUACCUCCAAUUAAUCCGAACGCUAAAGUUAUUGAUGAAAACAUGGUAGAAUAUUUAAAUGCUUAUUAUGUAUGGAGCAUUUUCUUCAUUCUUCAUCAUCUUUGAAGGCUUUCUAUUGUCUGAAACUGUUUUUAGUCUUAAUAACAGUGUAAAGAUACUUCUUUGAACUUUUGAGUUGCUUGUACUUUAUUCUCCUCAGCUUCAACUUGAGAUCUUUACUUAAGCCAGGCAUUUAUGCAUUUUAUUUAUUAAGUUUUUAGUUCUUGUUCUCUCUCUCUCUCUCUCUCUCUCUCUCACACACACAGACACACACAGACACACACACAUCUCUACCUGCUGCUAUUAUAGGAUGGUGCAGAGAGGGAACAAGGUCUGCUUCAGAUACCGACAGAAAUGGAUGAUUUUAAAGUCUCUACGUCACAGCUUGCUUUGAUAUAGUGCAAACAUUGGUGCCUCUUAACGAAAAUUUGAACUAUGUAAAAGGAAAACUUAACCACAAGAUCCCUAAACUGCAGACAGGGAUGACUGCAUUUGGAAAAGCAUACCAUAGAAAUCAGGGCAAUCUUGUGCCAAAUGUACGUAUGGCUAAUACAAGUAUGACAACAUUGUAUUUUGGCCCAUAAAAGAGCUACUUUUUGAAACAAUUGUCCAAAUAUAUUGAAAUAAAUAUAAGAACUUGAUUAGUUUUAACAGCUAGCAGCAAGAAUGGAAGCUCUUGGAGAUGAAUUCAUGCAGUUUUCUGUGGAAAAAUGCCCCUUGGUAUUUCGGGAAUACCAGUCAGCUGUAGGGACAAUCACAGGUCCUGUUUCUUAUUUAACAAGUCAUUUAAUUUUGAGUAAUUUAAUGUUGAAGAUAAAUGUUAGUGCACUUGAAGAUUAUUUUUUUAAUGGGUUUUAUGGCUUCUUAGUGAUACUAAAUUCUCUUUCCUAGUUCCUUAUUGUGGUUAUGCUUCAGAGGUGUUUUAUUGGAAAAAGGAGAUAAAAGCCGAUACCUCGGGAUUUAUUUCAUGAGAUAUUAAAAAUAUUUGCUUUGGUUGUUUAGUGGUCACUGUUCUGCAAUUGGAUUGGUUAGUUAUUCUGUGAUGAACCAGUAGGCAUGUGAUCUGUUCUUGCUUAAGCUAUGCCACAUGCAAUCACUUAGGCGAGUGUUGUUGGAAGCAAGAUAACACAAUAAGAAUCUUCAUUAUCUAACUCCGCCUCUAAUUUGGAGGAUUGGAGAAUCAUAGUAGAGGAAAAGGACUUAUUAGAGCUAGCAUAGACUUUUUUAUUGGACCACAUCUUCAUUUUAUAGUUUAAAAUUUGAAAAUAGUUGACCCAUCCAUAAAACUCUAGUCAUCAUAAUUGGCUAUUACUUGGAUGUCUUCAACACCGUCCUAAUCUGGAAUGGGAUUAAUAAAAAAAAAAAAAAACUGGUGAUGCACGCUAAAGAGGAAAAAAGGAAUAGGAAAUUUGGCAAUCAGUACAUGUUCAUCACAAAAAGUAGAAAGAAUUGUUUGUUGCUUCAUGGCUCGGAGGAAUAUGUGAAGUAUUUUUGAACUAUGUGGUUUCAUCAUGUAACACUCAUGUCAAUGACCACAUGGACCUGCUGAAAGCACUAUUCUAUUGUUCCUUGUUCAGCCGUCUGCGAGUCUUGUAGAUGAGUGUGGAGCUCUCGUUCAUGCUGGAUGAUGGGGUAUUUACAGUGUAACACUAUGGUAACGCUACCAGGGAGCGUUACUUUUGCACCUGGAAAUGUUGGACUUUCCACAUUUGCUGCACCUGUAAAUGUGAUUUAGCGAGUUUUAGCUGCUAUAUUUGUUCCCAAGCAAAAUGAUGUUGCCUUGCCCUUCUGUUUCCAUUUAUGUGCAGGCUCAAGUUAUUAGUGAUAAAACUUGGAAGCUGAUUGACGGUGUAUGGGAUAAAAGGGUUUCAGGAAAUCAAAGCUGAAGCUGCCAUAGAGAUGGAAGAAGAAAAUGAAAAACCUCAGCUUCUUAUGGCAAGCCAUUUCUUUUGAAACUACAGCACAUCGGAAAAAUCUUUGGGGUUUGUCCAUAAUCAUGCAUUGCCUUUCUCCAUAUCAACUGUUAUUGAUCAAUUUUAUAAAAUUGAGCAUUUGAUAAGAGUACGUAUUUAACAUGUAUGUAAGCAAUACGAGACAGCUCGAUCUUUUAGGGGAAGCCGUUAUGUCCCAUCAAAGCUAGUAGAGAAACUGAUAGUAGUAGACUCAUAUGCGCCUUUUCCGCAG